Dothidotthia symphoricarpi CBS 119687 is the source of this 1089-nucleotide messenger RNA. RefSeq lists its product as uncharacterized. The transcript has a single exon. The coding region runs from base 1 to 1089 and encodes 362 amino acids. Lineage: Eukaryota; Fungi; Ascomycota; Dothideomycetes; Pleosporales; Dothidotthiaceae. The record is from RefSeq and is a predicted model, not a curated record.
AUGCCUCUCAAGACCAACAUCAGCAGUGAUGAGGAUCGUCCAGAAUCUGGACAGGAUAGAUCUCGAUCUCGGUCUAGACAGAGACACUACCAUUGGAAUGACACUUUGAAUGAAGAGCGCGGUAGCAAGUACAAGCGGGAUACCAAAGCCAGAGAGCAUCCAAAGCCUGAACAAAGUCACCCGAGGGCGCAGGAUUUGUCUUCAUCUCGAUCCAGAGAGAAGCUCUACGUAUACUACGAUAAUUCCUCCGAUCUCGAUAGCGAAAUCAAUGAUCAGGAGUGUGGAGCUUGGAGCCAAUCUCCUACGCACGCUCAGGCUGAUAACGGCAACGAGGAACGUCAACAGGUCGAAGUUGUAGAUUUGACUUAUGAGAGCAACGAGAAUCGUCAAGGACUAGUUGACAAUAGCAAGCACAACGACCGUUCGUGGCAUCGUCGGGACAGAGAUGGAGUGUAUGUCCAGCCUGUAGGCGAUGAGGAGAGGGUAGAGGUUCCUGAGCAUGUGUACAAUACUGCUCAGUUGGAGACUGAAGCUGGGAACCAGCAAGGCCGUCCGACUCGAGUUCAGCUUCCGCUGGGUACUGGUCAGCCACAGACUAGAUACUAUGAGUUUGCCAGCCCGAUUCCCAUCCAAGCACCAGCCCAAUUCGUCGCUCAUCAGCCAUUACAAUGUUUGCUGGGAUCUUCUCAGGAAAGUCAGAUGCAUCAUGAACAGCGUAGUAGGGGUAACCGAGAGAGGUUGUUUGUGGACCUUGAGAGAGAUCACCAGCAUCAUAUGAGACACAUAGCUGCCUCGCAAAGUCAAUCUUGUGGACAGCACCAUCAUGCGUACCCUUCGCAAUUUUUACAAAUGAACGCCGAGCCCAGACACAACUCACAGAGGAGGGUAUAUAGAGAUCCACGUACGGCUUCUGCAAAUUGGCUAGCUAGCACCGUCUCUGGUCCUGUAGCUAGUAGGCCAGAUACGGUGGGGACAACAGCCACCGUCCCAGAGUUGUUGCACGACGUUUUGGCCAGACUGAGGGUUAUGGAAGAAGACAUGGAUUUUCUCCAGCGACGUGAUGCUUCAAGUCACCAACGCCAAUUCUAG